AUGUUGCAAUCAACAGAUGCUGUUCUCAAUGAUCUUUUCGAAAGCUAUGCCGAGCAAGGCUUUCUCCCAAAUUCUCUUCCACUGGCCAGACUCUCAAAUCCCUAUUACGAGACUUGGGAGGAGAUAGCCAGUCAACUCCCGAACCUCAUCCAAACGAGCCAGAUCCGUGACAAAAUCGAUCAUAUGCCCGUCUACACAACUGAACAUCUUCAAACAGAACCAGAAUGGCGACGUGCUUGUGUUAUUAUGGGAUAUUUUGCUCAUGCUUAUAUUUGGGGAGGAGAGAUCCCAAAAGAUAGACUUCCCCCUUCGGUCUCAAAGCCCUUCCUUGAAAUAUCAGCACACCUCGAACUCCCCGCCUGCGCCACCUACGCCGGCCUCACACUAUGGAACUUCGUACCUUCCAACCCAGAAGCAAACAUCACAGACCCGGACAACAUCCACGUUCGGACCUCCUUCACUGGCACAAAAGACGAGGAAUGGUUCAUGGUGAUCUCUGUGGCCGUUGAAGCCAAAGGCAUCAAGCUCAUCUCGCUGAUGCGGGACGCUUUCAAGGCAGUUGCUGCCAACGAUGUAGACCUGCUCACUGCGCUGUUGUGCAGGUUUGCCGACGGUUUAUGCGACCUCACAUUGACUCUGAAAAGGAUGUACGAGCACAACAAUCCGGCUGUCUUCUUUCACCAACUUCGGCCGUUCCUGGCUGGUAGCAAGAAUAUGGGCCAUGCUGGUCUUCCCAAUGGUGUGUACUACGAUGUUGGUGAUGGCAAAGGGGCGGAAAGACCAGAGAAUUGGCUCCAGUUGAGUGGUGGAAGUAAUGCACAAAGCUCGCUCAUCCAGGCACUUGAUAUCUUCCUUGGCAUUAAACACUCUGCGACGGAUGGGAAGCAGGCUGGUGGCCCGAGUUUUAUUCAGCAAAUGCGAGAAUACAUGCCGGGCCCACAUAGGCGCUUCCUUGAAGAUCUGUCUGCUCGAUCUAAUGUUCGUUCGUUCAUACUGGACUCGCCGGCCCAAUCGGUCAAGGAUGCAUACAACGCAGCUGUGAACGAGCUCAAGGCUUUCCGCGAUACACACAUCCAGAUGGUCACUCGAUACAUUGUCAUGGCGUCGAGACAGCCUAAUCCAAUUGAACAGGCAAAAGGCAGGAUGAAUCUAGCCACGGCUAGCUCUCAAAUGAAGGAAACGGGUGCGAACACUAAGCUUGCCGGUACGGGUGGCACGGAUUUGAUACCCUUCCUGAAAAAGACCAGAGAUACGGUUCAAGAUGCGAAGUGCUAG
This is a messenger RNA of Penicillium robsamsonii, 1275 nucleotides long. RefSeq names its product indoleamine 2,3-dioxygenase. Gene Ontology annotation, biological process: 'de novo' NAD+ biosynthetic process from L-tryptophan. The transcript is spliced from 3 exons. Gene Ontology annotation, molecular function: indoleamine 2,3-dioxygenase activity; metal ion binding; heme binding. Bases 1 to 1275 code for a protein of 424 amino acids. The record is from RefSeq and is a predicted model, not a curated record. Lineage: Eukaryota; Fungi; Ascomycota; Eurotiomycetes; Eurotiales; Aspergillaceae. Gene Ontology annotation, cellular component: cytoplasm.